This is a messenger RNA of Amorphotheca resinae ATCC 22711, 2006 nucleotides long. RefSeq lists its product as hypothetical. The coding region runs from base 106 to 1704 and encodes 532 amino acids. The transcript has 9 exons. The record is from RefSeq and is a predicted model, not a curated record. NCBI's taxonomy places the organism in Eukaryota, Fungi, Ascomycota, Leotiomycetes, Helotiales, Amorphothecaceae. Gene Ontology annotation, biological process: nuclear-transcribed mRNA poly(A) tail shortening; regulation of DNA-templated transcription. Gene Ontology annotation, cellular component: CCR4-NOT core complex; P-body.
GUACAAUCCAAGCAUACAACUCUCUGUCAACCCCCUGUACCAGAUACCAUUUCGAUCGCGACCUCUAGGGAAAGAUUGGAGGGCCCAAAUCCACCAGAGAACACCAUGAAUCGACCAGGAGUUGUACCACAAUCAUUACGAGGCCUACCAAACAGCUACCCAAAUCAGCAACAGUUACCACAAAAUAGAAGCGUAUCGAAUAGAUUACCACCAAGCGGAAAGAUGGCAAGUAACGGAGGAGGAGCGACUUGGCCUUUUGGCGGGGGAGGAGUGCCUAUGGGCAGCGGCGUUCUAGGAAAUCCUCGUCCAAACAACGGCCCCAUGACGAGUUUCGCACAGACAAUAGGAGGUUCGUCACAACCAACCACGCAGUUAGAUCUCUCUGAGUUCCCGUCAUUAUCCAAUAACCAGCCACAACCAAGCCAAUCAACAUGGGCUGGAUCUCGAGGUCUAGGACCAUCAAGCAACAUGCGGUUACAACAGACCCAGGUCUCCUCUCAACAGCAGAUGAGUGCUCAACAGCAGAGUCAACAGCAACAAGAUGAUCUCUUUGGCUCCUCAUCUCAAUUGCCAAGCAAUCAAAGUGGAUUUCGGUUUGGUAACCAGAGUGCUAUUGGCCAGUCAUCGCAGUCCCACAACGCUGAUGAGUUUCCUCCACUCAGCCGCAACGCAAAUGGCGAUAUGGGACAAGACCGCAGCUCAAACAUGAUCCAAAAUGUUGGCUUCGGUGCUCAAUCCAGUGGGGCAGGAUUUGGAUCUACAAAUCCCACCCAACAAACUCGGAAUAAUGGCCUUCUGAACGCUCUAUCAGGAAGCAACAGAAUGGCAUCAAACAACCGUGUUGCCUCUCCUGCAAGCUUGUCAGGUUUAUCAACAUCAAGAUCACCAGUUGAGACACAGCGCUCAGGAUUAGGCGGUGAAAGCGACCGAAGUGCCUUCUCAAAUGCGCAGUUCAGUUCCUCAGUUCCUCAGCCUUUACGUGAAGAUAACACAACACAACCACCACAACCAACCAUGUCGGCCAGCGGAUCGUCGACGCGUCCUGAUGGCGCACAGCAGCCUGAAGCAUCGGGUUCGCGUUCCCAAGCCCUUGAUUCUGGUGCUGGCUCGUCUCAAAGCAAUGCUGAAGAAUCCACCUCUGAGGUCCAGGACCCACUGGCCCACAUGAGUGAUGUCGACAAGUUUGGUCUCAAGGGGUUCUCGUACUUGAUGAACAACUACCCAGACUAUGCAGCUCUUGUUACGGGUUCUGACAUUACCAACCUGGGUUUCGAUCUCAGUUCCCCCGAACCAUUCUCAACCCAAAUUUACUCCUUGUUUGACAAUGAGCCACCCAGACCUGCGGUCCCUGCUUAUGAGAUCCCUGAGUGCUAUCGCGUCCACAAUACCGCCCCGCUUGAUAGCAAGAUGACCAACUUCAAUGACGAGGCUCUGAUCUUCAUGUUCUACUCAAACCCGGGUGAUAUCCAGCAGAUGAUGGCAGCCCAGGAACUGCAUAACCGUAACUGGCGCUACCACAAGAAGUUGCAGCUCUGGUUGACAAAGGAUGAUAUGAUGGUUCCUCAGUCCCUCGGCAGUGGCACUGAACGUGGCUAUUACAUCUUCUUCGAUAUCAAGCAGUGGGUUCGCGAACGUCGGGAGUUCACCCUUGUCUACGAUGACCUCGAGAAUCAUCCAAAUGGUCCACGUGGUCCUCCUAUCUAGGCGUUCUCUUGAGCAUCGUCGACUAGUGACAUUGCGUGGUUUCUUUUCUCAGCUUGCUUUCAUGGCCUGGCACGAUAGGCGGUGUUUUCUGCGAAUAUGAGGUUGCGGGCUUAAUUCUUUGAUGGCUGCUUGUUAUUGAGGGACCAAAACCGAGAUAUUUGCAUGGAACCGUGGGAUGGCGUUCUUGUUACCGUUUGCCUUAGGGUACAUGGGCUACUACAGGCGGCAUAACGGGGAUAUCGACUUUUCAUCGGCGUUCUUGCAACCCGGCGAGGUUUGCAUAGGGAUUACCAGCUGGUAGA